AUGGGUAUUGAUCACACUAGAAAGCAACACAAGAGAUCUGGUCACAGAACUGCUCCAAAAUCUGACAACGUCUACUUGAAGUUGUUAGUUAAAUUGUACACCUUUUUAGCUCGUCGUACUGAUGCUCCAUUUAACAAGGUUGUUUUGAAAUCUUUGUUUAUGUCAAAGAUCAACAGACCACCAGUUUCUCUUUCUAGAAUUGGUAGAGCUUUGAAGCAAGAAGGUGCUGCCAACAAGACCAUUGUUGUUGUUGGUACUGUUACUGAUGACUCUAGAAUUUUGGACUUACCAAAAGCUACUGUUGCUGCUUUGAGAGUUACUGCUUCUGCCAAAGCUGCCAUCUUGAAGGCUGGUGGUGAAGUUAUCACUUUAGAUCAAUUGGCCAGCAGAGCUCCAAAGGGUCAAAACACUUUGAUUGUUAGAGGUCCAAGAAACUCUAGAGAAGCUGUCAGACACUUUGGUAUGGGUCCACACAAGAACAAGGCUCCAAGAAUCUUGUCUGAAGGUAGAAAAUUCGAAAGAGCUAGAGGUAGAAGAAGAUCCAAGGGUUUCAAGGUGUAA
Molecule: messenger RNA, 561 nt
Organism: Saccharomycodes ludwigii
Lineage: Eukaryota; Fungi; Ascomycota; Saccharomycetes; Saccharomycodales; Saccharomycodaceae
Product: 60S ribosomal protein eL18
Exons: 2
Coding region: 1-561 (186 amino acids)
Biological process (GO): translation
Cellular component (GO): ribosome; cytosolic large ribosomal subunit
Molecular function (GO): structural constituent of ribosome; RNA binding
Source: RefSeq, a predicted model, not a curated record